Messenger RNA from Manis pentadactyla (Chinese pangolin), 3544 nucleotides. RefSeq lists its product as uncharacterized. Lineage: Eukaryota; Metazoa; Chordata; Mammalia; Pholidota; Manidae. Bases 1286 to 2281 code for a protein of 331 amino acids. The record is from RefSeq and is a predicted model, not a curated record. The transcript has 4 exons.
GGUCCCUGUCCGAGGGACGGGGUAGUUUACUCCCUCUGUCCUUGGUGGGUACCAGACUUUGACUUUGGUCUCUCAGUCCCAGCACGUCACCACACGUGCAGCCUGGCCUCUCCCAGCCUUUUCUGGGGGCCUUCUAUUUUAUCAUACUUAAUUCUUCGACCCUUGCAAUGGAAGUGCCGUUUCAUAUAACUAAGGGGUGGUGCUGCUCUCCAGGAACCUAGGAAAGGGGUGUAUUAACAAGAACUCCUAAUGUCAGGCAAACUGAUUUGAGGGCUAAAAGUGAAAGUAACCUGGAGGACUCGCACAGGAGAUACUCAUUCUUACCAGGGGGCUUUAGGAAAGCGUCGUGGUGUAGGUAUUAUUGGAACAGAUGUUACAUUGGAGAGGCUUUGAAGGAUGUGAACAAUUUCCAGAAGCAAUUGAGCAGAAGGUAGAGUAACCUAGGGGAUGUGAGCGUGGGCUAUGGGGGGCUGAUGGUGCGUUCAAAUCAUGAGUCUGCUGACAUUCUUGUGGCUUUGAGCAAGUUGCUGAGACCCUCAGCUUCAGUUUUCUCAUUUUGAAAAUGGGACAAUAAUACCUCUUAAAAUGUUGACGGCCACAUAAGUUCCGAUAUGUUCAGUGGCUGCCUUGUAGUGAGAACUCGGUAAAUCGUAGCUAUUAUGAAGCAGAUGGGUGUUUCGGGAGAAAAAAGUGAGCAGAGAGGAGUCGGCGGAAGGGAAGCGGGGUAAGGACUUAGUCAGCCUCAUUGGCGCACAUUUUAAACGUUGGAUUAUUCUCAGAUGUUUCCAAAGCUGGCACUGGACGUGAAUGUAAAACCCAGAAAACGAUUAAGUCUCAAGUCAAAUCUCUUACAUUCUACACUUUCUCUAUGAUGCGUUAUGCGUGGAGAGCAUUUUCUGAAGGGAGGAACUACACUGGUGGUAACCCUGUCACUUUUUUUUUCUCUAUGAUUCAAACUCCGUACAUACAGAUAGAAAAUGAAAGGAAGGGAGGCGAGGUUGGCGUCGGCCCUGCGCUGCCCCUCCAAUCGCAUGCGCAUACUGGUCGACACUGCGCAGCCGCAGAGACAUUUUAAGUGGUCACAUUUGCGCGGCUUCCAUCUGGCGCCUCGGUCUACUGCAGUCCUUUCGUGUGCGCAGUCGCAGUGCAGACGCCGAGCCGACGGCGAUCCUGAGGCGCUCCGAGUCGACGGUGAUCCUGAGGAGCUCAGAGGCGACGGCGAUCCUGAGGCGGUCAGAGGAGACGGCGAUCCUGAGGCGCUCAGAGCCGGGCUCUCGGACUCACAAUGUUUGAGGAGCAGGAUCAUAUCACUGUAACUCUUGGAGAUGACAGUGCUGACAGUGAGGACACCUCUCACUGUAGUGACCAUGACAACAGCUCUGAUGUUGUGAUAAUAGAAGAUUCUGACUCAGAGCUUAGUGAGAAUGGACUUCCCACGGACAGCGUGUCAACCGAUCAACCAAAUUUUCAAGGCAGGGGUGAUAACCAUCGGCAGCUAUCCCAAAUGCCACACGGAGCAGAAGUUUUGCCAAGCCAAGGUGACCAAGGAGUUUCGCAAGUGAGCUUUCCCGGAAGUUUCAAAAGCUACCGCUCGCGCCCAGGGGACAUGGAGCCUGUCCCUGCGCCCAACACACGAGGAUCAUCUCCUCCAAGGGAGAAUAAUAUGAAGUCACCUCAAGAUGCAUACACAUGUUCUAAUGGCCCGCUUUCCAAAAAGAUGAAACUGAAGAGAAGGGAAUCUAACAAUGGAGAUUCUUACCCUCAAAGUUGUUGCCACGUUUUGCCAGUAAGAAGGCAGGAAAAUGAUUUCAUUAGCAGCAUUGUGGGAACAUAUUUCCGCUCCAGUGGGUUCUGUGAGCAGGAUCUAGGGGUGAUCCACCUGGAGCUUAAAGACACACAGGAGGAGCAGGAGGAAGUGGAGUGGGAGCGGAAGUGGCUGCUGCGUUCAAACCAGAGCAGCCCCGCUCCCUCCGACAUUACCGCUGAUUCCUAUCAUUCGUGUCUAUGCCCGGAUGAUACACCAGAGGGCACCUGCUCCGGGCCCUGCUCUCCCGGCCAUGGGGCCCACAGCACCAAUAGUCUCUCCCCAUCUGCCGACUCUCCCACAGCGGUGUCUGCAGCCCAGCCGGCCCAAGGUGAGCCCCGUGUGGCACAGAACCCUGAGAUGAUGACUGACCAAACUUUAAAGGAUACGAACCUCAAACCACAUGCGUCAUAUUUUGGCAUCCCACCCACCUUCGGGGAGGAUGAGAUGUUACCCGUGACAUGUAGCACUGCUUAACCUGUAGUUCUCAAGAUUCUUGAUAUAAGCUCGUGGAAGCUGUUUGUUUUCUAUUUUGAGGGCUGGUUUGGGGGAUACUCAUAGUGAUAACUAACAUUCACUGAGUGUGUAUUACAUGCCAGGCACUGUGCUAAUCACCUGACAUGCCUCUUCUCCACUAAUACUCAUAGUGACCCCACUGUGAGUUUUUUAAUCUUCUGUUUUUCUUUGCCCGUCCCUCGGUAAAUACUCAAAAUGCUCCUGAAAUGGCCAGAGAUACAAAAGAAAAAGUACACCUCUGGCCAGCUCACACGUAACAAAGAUCAAGUUUGUGCCGACAGUCCCUGGCUAGAGAAACAGAUCUUCCUAGUGAAUUGCAAAACUUUCUUUGCUUAUCCCGCACUAACUGUAGAGGGUCAAGUGUUGUGGUGGAGUAAUGGAUACCUGUUUAGACACAAAGCAGUUUCAGCACAACUCGAACGGCACAGCUAACACUUUGUGAGGUAUGAGCACUUGGGUUGUCUCCUGUCUCAGCCAUUUCUGUAUCAGACAACCUUCAACCAAGGUAUCUGUUGCACUGCAGUUCCCCUUGGAAGAGGUCAUCAAUGUAAUAUUAAAGUUACUUCUAAGAUAGCUAAGCACAAUAACCUUGUUUUCUUCAAACUUCAGAUAAGCACUUAAGCCUUAAGAGACAGGAAUUCAAAACAUAAAGUGGGGCAAGAAAUAAUCCAUGUUAAAUAUCUGGGAGAGAUCCAGUAAAAGAACUAAUUUGGUUCUCAAAGAUAAUGGGAUUUUUGAAAUUCAUUGAUUGAAGUGAAUAAAUGUAAGCAGUUGUAAAACUACAUUUUGGGGAGUUCCAUUCUAUUUCGCUAGUAAAAACCAUAAUCUGGACCAAGCAGAGGAGAGAGAUUGAGAGAAAUUCAUUGAAAUAAGUAGUGAGUAGUAGGUUAGCUUAGAUUAGCCCAAUUUCGCCCACGGAUCAGGUCUUUUGCUGGAUUUGCCUGUGUGCCAAGAGGCCCCGGACUGCUCAGUCGGUUUUAUGAUCCUUGAAGCUGUGAGGUACCUUCUGAAGCUGGUCUUGUUGUUUGCAGAAGGUCAGAGGGGAUGCUCUUGGGUAGCCGUCCUCAGGCUGUCCUCACCUAGGCUUCCACUGGGUUUACACGGACUCCUGGUCCUGAAGGUUCAGGAAAGAGACCAUUGCUCCCUACCUAACAUCUCUUCUUUCAGGAUAAUGAUCAGGUCAGGUUUGAUUUGUCUUCCUUUCCCCCCCUUUGAAGCUACAGG